CCAAUGUUUGGGAUGGAUUGUAUACACCUGUGUCCAUGGAGGGGAUUGGAGCACCUGAAUCACAUGAUAUGGAGGGGAUUGGAGCACCUGAAUCACAUGAUCGGGAGGGGAUUGGAGCACCUGAAUCACAUGAUCGGGAGGGGAUUGGAGCACCUGAAUCACAUGAUCGGGAGGGGAUUGGAGCACCUGAAUCACAUGAUCGGGAGGGGAUUGGAGCACCUGAAUCACAUGAUCGGGAGGGGAUUGGAGCACCUGAAUCACAUGAUCGGGAGGGGAUUGGAGCACCUGAAUCACAUGAUCGGGAGGGGAUUGGAGCACCUGAAUCACAUGAUCGGGAGGGGAUUGGAGCACACUGAAUCACAUGAUCGGGAGGGGAUUGGAGCACCUGAAUCACAUGAUCGGGAGGGGAUUGGAGCACCUGAAUCACAUGAUCUGGAGGGGAUUGGAGCACCUGAAUCACAUGAUCUGGAGGGGAUUGGAGCACCUGAAUCACAUGAUCUGGAGGGG
Staurois parvus is the source of this 507-nucleotide messenger RNA. The record is from the annotation of a GenBank genome assembly. NCBI's taxonomy places the organism in Eukaryota, Metazoa, Chordata, Amphibia, Anura, Ranidae.